Messenger RNA from Pararge aegeria (speckled wood butterfly), 2030 nucleotides. Its product is annotated as zinc finger protein 90-like. NCBI's taxonomy places the organism in Eukaryota, Metazoa, Arthropoda, Insecta, Lepidoptera, Nymphalidae. Bases 296 to 1726 code for a protein of 476 amino acids. Gene Ontology annotation, cellular component: nucleus. The transcript has 10 exons. The record is from RefSeq and is a predicted model, not a curated record. Gene Ontology annotation, molecular function: DNA-binding transcription factor activity, RNA polymerase II-specific; zinc ion binding; RNA polymerase II cis-regulatory region sequence-specific DNA binding. Gene Ontology annotation, biological process: regulation of DNA-templated transcription.
AUGACACGCAAAGUGAGGCUAACUCAAAAAAGCUGCAUGUCAGAGUCAUAAACAAAGAGGCCAAUCGCAAAAAAAUCUUGACGGUGUUUUUUUUACCUACUCUUACUGUUUUGUGUUGUGUCUAGUGAAUUAUUUUUUUAGAUUUAUUUAUAAUAUAAUGGUCUAAUGGUUUUUACUCUAAUCGAAGAAACUGUAUAUUUAUAUAUACCAUAAAGUGAACUUUGCGACAUUGAAGAAAAGUUUAACACAGUAUUUAGCCUACCAAAGCUGUUCCACGUUAGAUUAGUCAAUAAUUAUGGCAGUUUAUUUAACUAAAUCUAUGAUGUCUAGAAUGAAUAGAGUAACAUAUCCAAACACAAGCCUUAUUGAAGAAGAAAGUUUCCUCAACACUUCUAACAGUGAACAUUGGGAAAGGCUCAUGAUGGACAGCAAAAUAGGUUUAAGAUUAUCAAGAGAAAAGAUAUGCAGGGUCUGUGCAAAAACUGGUUGUACACCUUUGAGCAGCAAGAUAAAUGAAUAUGAUAUCAUGGCAGCUAUUAGCAGUAUUACAAAUGUUACAAUUAAUGUAGAUGAUUCCUUACCAAAAUACAUAUGCCCUGAAUGUUUGGAGUCACUAAAGGUAGCCAUGCAAUUUAAAAGGUCAUGUGAAAUAGCUGAUAAGAAAUUCAGAAAAAUAUUGAAUCCUAUGGGCGAUCCAUCACUUCACUCAUAUCCAUAUUCAAAACAUGAUUUUCAACUGUUACUACAUCAGAUGAAAUUGAAAAGAAUGGAGUCUGAACAGAAGGAAGACGAAGAAAGAAGGAAGAGAGAAAGACUAUUGCAAAAGAAAGACCCCAAGAAUAAAGAAUUUAAGUGUUCACCCUGUGAUAUGGCAUUUCCCAAUAAGGAAGAGCUGGUAGCACAUCGACGCGAGCGACAGUGCAUGCGGCGCGCGUGCGACAUUUGCGGGCAGCUGGUACGCAGUAUUGCGCAGCACAUGCGGCACAAUCACGCUGUUGCGCACAAGUGCCCCACCUGUGGCAAGGAGUUUCCCAUGAUUGCGCGACUGAAGAACCACAUGCUAGUGCACACAAACACAUUCAAUUUCUUCUGCGAUCUGUGCCCUUACAAGUGCAAACACAAGUACUAUCUAGUGAUGCACAUGCGGACACACACAGGAGAGAAGCCGUAUAAGUGCGCAGAGUGUCCCGCUACAUUUGUCAAUGCUUCCAAUCUCAACAAACACAAACUGACACACCAGGAGAAACAGUUUAAGUGUAUGCUAUGUGAAAAGGCCUUCCGUACUGGGACUGCUUUAUGGGAGCAUCACGACGCUAAGCACAUGAAUAUUAAACACACUUGCACUUUCUGCGGACGGGACUUCUGUUACAAAUCCGAUCUAAGGAAGCACGAGAUCCGUAGUCACAAUCGCAUCAAACGCGACUACAUAGGUGGAGAGCCCACGUACAAACAAGUGGAAAGACUGCAGAAGAUACAGGACGACAACGACGCGAUGGAAAAAUGGCGGAUGCAACAGAUUGUGGUGACGCAACCACAGCAGACCUACAUAGAACACACCAAGGAGUUUGUACAGACUACGCAUUCGAUGUACGUCUCCGAUGUGACGGGUAUCAUGCAGCAACCGAUUCUUGCUCAGCCACAAACAGUCCAGCUAACAUUACCUGAUUUGGGGUUGAAAGAUGAAGUGAAGAUGUACGAAACCCAGCAAGGAAUGGCGUAUUUUUAAUGUAACAGAUAUAUAUUCAAUGUUACAGUUAGUGCAUAUAAAUUACUGUUUAAAAUCGGUUUCAACGCGUAUUAUUAUAUAGCAAAUAUUUCGAUGUUAGUUACAAAACUUUACGUUACUGUUUGUAUUUAGCAGCGAAAUCGUCGUCAGGCAUAACUUUACGCUUGACUCUACAAGAUGUCAAAUUUAGCACGUGCGCCACGUUGCAGGAAUGUUUUUGUUGUCCUUUUACGUUGCAUCACCUACUCCUAAUUUUUAACGGUUUCCUUUGCUCACCAGAUCAUCUUUCUUUUCCUUUCCUUUU